Molecule: messenger RNA, 368 nt
Organism: Staurois parvus
Lineage: Eukaryota; Metazoa; Chordata; Amphibia; Anura; Ranidae
Source: the annotation of a GenBank genome assembly
UGAUUUUGCAUUUCCGGGGGGGAGAACUGUUUGUAAAACAAAACAGUUCACUCCCCUGUCUGCUCCUGCACACAGCUUGCAUGACUGCGCAUAGUACAGCCAUGCAAAGCAGUGUGCUUACAGUGAAGCACUAACACAGCACACUUAGUAAAACAGCACACAGUUAACCCUUUGAUCACCCCUCAUGUUAACCCCUUCCUGCCCAGUGCCAUUAGUACAGUGUCAGUGCUUGCUUUUAAUUAGCACUGAUCACUGUAUUGGUGUUACUGGGGAUGUCAGUGACACCAAGUCAGUUCCCCCCAGUGUCAGAAUGUCCACCCCAGACCUGCUAUAAGUCGCUUAUCUCCACCAGUAAAAAUAAAAAAUAA